AAUUAGAAGUUCCACCGCUACGCGGUGAUAGUGUUCCAACUUUAUGUAUAUAAAAUGAUCAAAUUUUAAUUUGCAAAAAGAAAGUUAAUCAAGAGAAUUAACAUGAACGUAACUAGAAGUUUGAAUAAAAAUCAAUCUGCUAUUUACAAUUGUUACAUGUUCCUCUAUUACGUAGGACCGAUACUCUGAAUCUACUGGCUAGAAUAAAUCUGACAUCUUGAAUAGAUUUAUUCAAGAUGUCAGAUCUAUUCUAUACAUUAUCUAUGAUUUUACAUUUGUAAAUAAAAAGUAUUUAUUACUAAUUGUUAUGAGUACAUAUACUACAUUAUAACAAAUAUGUAUCAACAUCAUUAUUGAGAAUAAGAAGAAAUAAUUCUUUGAAAAUGUCAUUAAGAAAGUUUAUGCAUCCAAGGAAUAAAUAUAAGAAAGUACCAGACUUUAAAGAACUUGCUUUAUUGUAUUCAGAGUUCCGUGAUAUUGCAAUUGUUAAUUUAACAGGCAAGAUAAAGAUUGAUUUCAAAAAUGAAGAAAGUCUGCGAAUACUUACAGAAGUAUUAUUGAAACAUGAUUUUAAUCUGGAAGUAAAAAUACCUGCAAAUAAAUUAGUACCAACAUUGCCAUUACGCUUAAAUUAUAUUUUAUGGAUUGAAGAUUUAAUGAAACAUGCUUCUUUUCACGAAAUGAAAGAAGUGAUUGGUGUAGAUAUUGGUACUGGUGCAGUUUGCAUUUAUCCUUUAUUAUUUGCAAAAAUGUAUGGAAAUCAAAUGAUUGCUACAGAAGUUGACGAAUCAAGUAUGCAAACAGCUGUUCAACAUGUUGAAAAUAAUAAUUUACAAGACAUAAUAAAAGUAUGUAAGGUAGAUGGAAGCACAAUAUUGAAGGAAAUUAUAAAAGAAAAUAAUGUAUAUCAUUUUACAAUGUGUAAUCCUCCUUUUUUUGAAAUAGAAGGAUCAUCAGAGAAAGUAAUGAAGCGACUACCACCAAGAAAUGCUCCAACUGGAAAUAAAGUUGAACUUACAGUUGAAGGUGGUGAAAGAGCAUUUGUAACACAAAUGAUUGAAGAGAGUAUAGAAAUUAAAGACAAAGUAAAAAUUUAUACUACUAUGUUUGGUAGAAGAAGUAAUUUAUUAUUUUUAUUAAAAUUUCUAAAGAAAAAAGAUAUAGAAAAUUCAACAUGGACAGAAUUCUGUCAAGGACACACAAAAAGAUGGGGAUUGGCUUGGUCAUUUCUACCCAAAGAUGUUAUUAAUUUGACAAAUGCACCUGUUAUUCGGAAAAGUGGAGAUUACAUUGCAAAAUUGUUAAGAGAACAACGUCCAACAGAAAUACAAUUCCCAAUGAGACAUAAAUUUUCUUCUUUUGACAACUUUGUUAAUUUUUUAGAAGAAAUACUGGAACAAUUACAAAUACAAAUCAAGGAAUUAAAUUUGCCAAUUGACGACUUUAAUGGUUGGUCGUGUCAACUAAUUGCAGAAAAUGAUACGUGGUCAUAUGCACGUAGAAAACGUCGAUUAGCUCAAAGAUUAAUAAAUCAAUCUGUGGAUCAUGACACAGAAUGUACAACUGUAAUAAAUGAUAUUGCAGAAAAUCCUGCGGAAAAAUUAUUAAAAAAGAACUCAGGAGAUAAAAAUGAACCUUUGUUAAUAUGUAGCUUUUUUGCUGAAAUAAUUGAACAUGAAGAAGCUGAAAAUGACGAUGUAAAAAUAUCUAUGAUCUACGAAAAAGGAACUGGUGGCAAGAAUGCCUUGGAAAUGUUUCGACAGUAUUUAAUAAAUAAAUUGGGUGUUAGAGAAUAUUUUCAGAAACAACAUGAGAAAUCGAACAAAAAGAAAAGAAAACGAUUAAAAACAAAUAAAAUUGAAAUAAAUUCAGAACAAGUUGAAAAUUCGCUUAAGAAUAAUACGGAAACUGUUUAAUAUGUGAAUUUAGGUUCCAUAGAAAAUAAUUUAUUUUAUACGUAAAUUUUAUGAAAUUAUAUAACAGAUUCAAAUCCUCACAUAGGGUGACGAUAAAACAACGGUGAUAAAAAGAUGGAGAAAAGCUUUUUACGUGAUGUAUACAGUAUAAAAAUGAACACAACUGUAUGAAUUUGUCUUGUUGAAUACAAUACAAAUUUUGUUCAUUAUUGAUUUCCAUGUAAUUUCAGUUUUACCUAUAAAUAUUUGUAUCGAAUUCAACAAGAUUAACCUCAGAUUAAUAGUAUCUAAAAAUGAAAAACAAUUACACAUAUGACUUCAAUAUGUAUUGAUGGCAACUAAAAUGGGGAAGUGACAGCGAUGCUUAAAUGGCACAAAACAAUGAUUUUGAAUAUGUAUUAAUAAAAGAGCCUAUCAAAAGUGUAGAAAAAAAAAACAAUUGACUUAUAAUCUACGAUAAUAAAGUCCAUUAUUCGUUUUAUAGAUAA
Molecule: messenger RNA, 2404 nt
Organism: Frieseomelitta varia
Lineage: Eukaryota; Metazoa; Arthropoda; Insecta; Hymenoptera; Apidae
Product: U6 small nuclear RNA (adenine-(43)-N(6))-methyltransferase
Exons: 7
Coding region: 384-1916 (510 amino acids)
Biological process (GO): rRNA base methylation
Cellular component (GO): nucleus
Molecular function (GO): 23S rRNA (adenine(1618)-N(6))-methyltransferase activity
Source: RefSeq, a predicted model, not a curated record